CUGCUAAGGCGAUCGCUCUCCUCCCCUCUACUGCUCAAAGAGAUAAGAGCUGAGCAACUGCAACUGUGUCAGAGGACAGCCCAGUUCACCCACAGCCCUACAGGGACAAUGACCGACUCUGGUAAAGAGCUGAUUGAUGGUGAGAGCGACCGUCUUAAAAAGAGCAAAACAAAGCAAAAGGGAGAAGAUGCUUGGAAGCCAGAGGGACCUAAAGACCCAUUUGUCAUGCUGGAUUCUCUACCUGAGAAGAAACAGCAGGAGAUCCAAAAAGCCCUUCAUCUUUUUGGCAUGGCACCAAACCUGCCUAAGAGCCUGCACCAGGCCAAAACACAUACCUACCAUUUUUGGGACACACAGCCUGUCCCUAAACUAGGUGACAUCAUUACAACUUUUGGCCCAAUACAAGAGAGUGUGAACAGUAUUCGAAAUGAGCCCUACUCUCUACCACAGGGUUUUUCUUGGGAUACUCUGGACCUGAAAAGCCCAACAGUGCUCAGAGCACUUUGCAGUCUACUUAAUGAGAACUACAUGGAAGAGGACGACAACACAAUCAGAUUCGACUUUUCUCAGGAGUAUCUACAGUGGGCGUUGCAACCUCCAAAUUGGCAGUUUCAGUGGAACUGUGGUGUGAGAGUAAACACCAAUAAGAAGUUAGUUGGCUUCAUUGCUGCCAUUCCUGCUGAUGUUUGCAUAUAUGGGACGAAGAAGCGAGUGGCCCAGGUCAUGUUCCUGUGUGUUCAUAAGAAGCUGCGCGGCAAGCGUAUGACUCCAGUCCUGAUCCGAGAACUCACCCGGCGGGUCAACCAGCAGGGCCUCAAUCAGGCUGUCUACACAGCUGGAACAGUACUUCCUACACCACUCAGCUCAUGCAGUCAAUUACAUCGGCGUCUGAAUCCCCUUAAGCUGAUGGAGGUCAACUACCCAGGUCUGAGGAAGAACCUGAGCUCUCAGAGAGCUCUGAAAUUCAACAGAUUGCCCGAGGGGACCAAAGUACUGGGUCUGCGCCCUAUGACCAAAGACGACAUACCAGGGAUCCAUACACUUUUACAGACAUAUCUGAGCAAAUUUCCACUCAGUCCCCUCUUGUCUCUGCAGGAAGUAGAGCACUGGUUGAUGCCAAAGGAAAAUGUGAUUUACACCUACGUGGUGGAGGGUGACACUGGUUCAUUGACAGAUGUGGUGAGUUUCUAUAGCAUCUCCUACAAAGUGCUGAAUCACCCUGUCCACACCGUUCUCAGCGCAGCUCAUCUCUUCUACAUUGCUUCGUCUGCCACAGAGCUGACUGAGCUCAUGGAGGACGCUCUGGUCUUGGCUAAAUGUAACGGCUUUGAUAUCUUCACUGCUCUCAAUGUGAUGAAUAACAUGAGUUUUCUGGAAAAGCUCAAGUUCACUAUAAGUGACAAUAGUGUUCAUUACUAUUUGUACAACUGGAUGUGCCCCCCACUGAGUCCAGACAAGGUUGGACUGAUUUUACCCAACUAAUAUGUACUGGCGAGGAGGAAUGGACCAGCGUAAUCAACAAUAGAGACUAGAGGAUGUCAAAAACAACAUAUCUGUACUUAGUUCUAAUUAUGAAGAUGAAUUUAAAAAAUAAAAAACGCAAAAGAAAAAUGCAAAAAUGUGGGGAAAAUUUAAAUAAAAUUUUAUUUUUAAUAACAUAAAUACUA
Molecule: messenger RNA, 1667 nt
Organism: Menidia menidia (Atlantic silverside)
Lineage: Eukaryota; Metazoa; Chordata; Actinopteri; Atheriniformes; Atherinopsidae
Source: the annotation of a GenBank genome assembly